AUGAGUUUGACUUCAAAUAGUGAAAAUUGCCAAAAGUGUCCUGAAGAUCAAUGGCCAAAUGACGAAAAAGACGAGUGUAUUCCAAAAUUGGUAGAGUUUCUGUCAUACGAGCAGGACAUGUUGGCUGCAGUCUUCUCCUCCAUGUCUGGACUUUUUCUUAUUAUAACUAUCUCUGUAUCAGCAAUUUUCCUUUUAUUCUUGAACACACCCAUAGUAAAAGCCAAUAAUCGGAACAUCAGCUUCAUUCUUCUUCUGUCCCUCAAGUUCAGUUUAUUGUGCAUGUUCCUGUUCAUUGGUCGCCCAGAUGAUAUAACCUGCAUGUUACGACAAAUCUCCAUUGGGGUCACCUUCACUGUUGCAGUGUCUUCUAUCUUGGCCAAGACCGUUAUGGUUUCCAUCGCUUUUAAAGCCACCAGACCUGGAAGCUACUGGAGGAAAUGGCUGGGGGUUAAACUGCCCAAUUCUGUAGUCCUGAUCUGCUCCCUCGUUCAGUUUCUGAAUGGAAUUAUUUGGCUGUCAAUUUCCCCUCCAUUUCAGGAGAUGGACAUUGAUUCUUAUCCCGGAAAGAUCAUCAUCCAGUGUAAUGAAGGCUCUGUUGUGCCAUUUUAUUUCAUGCUGGGUUAUCUGGGGCUUCUGGCAGCUGUGAGUUUUAUGCUAGCAUUCACGGUGAGGACAUUACCUGAUAUAUUUAAUGAGGCCAAGUAUAUCACCUUCAGUAUGCUGGUCUUCUGCAGCGUCUGGAUCUGUGCCAUCCCAGCUUAUGUGAGCAGUAAGGGGAAGAGCAUGGUCAUUGUAGAGAUAUUUUCUAUAUUGGCCUCAGAAUUUGGCAUUUUGAGCUGUAUAUUUUUUCCCAAAUGCUACAAUAUUAUUAUGAGGCCAGAGGCUCACACCUACCUCUGGGCGAACACACCGGUGAUGUUCAUCACCAAUAACCAAGCGUUGGUGGACAUUAUCACAAGAGGUCGGGCUAAAUCUUCCAGGAUCAUGUCCCUCCUGCGCAGACUGGUGCUGCCAGGAGCGGACCCCACAGGGUCCCCUCUUCCGGUCUUCCAGUCUCUGGUGAUGGAUUAG
This is a messenger RNA of Bufo bufo (common toad), 1071 nucleotides long. RefSeq names its product vomeronasal type-2 receptor 26-like. The coding region runs from base 1 to 1071 and encodes 356 amino acids. The record is from RefSeq and is a predicted model, not a curated record. Gene Ontology annotation, cellular component: membrane. NCBI's taxonomy places the organism in Eukaryota, Metazoa, Chordata, Amphibia, Anura, Bufonidae. Gene Ontology annotation, biological process: G protein-coupled receptor signaling pathway. Gene Ontology annotation, molecular function: G protein-coupled receptor activity. The transcript is spliced from 4 exons.